UAUUGCUCCUACCUGAGAGAGACCGAUGCGCCUCUCGCUCGCUCACCACUUCACUAGCUAAUGAAUGAUCACGCAAUGGCGAAUCGCGAGCACAAGGUAGACCACCUCGACCAGCGCUUCCACGGCCCGCCCGUGCCCGUUCUCCCUCCUGUCGAGCAGCCCGGCGCAGCGAGCCGACGCGUCGCCGACCCGUACGCGCUCUGCUGCAGGGCGUUCCGCGUGCUUACCAUCGUGGCCAUCGCCGUCGGCGUGGUGGCGCUGGUGCUCUGGCUCGUGUCCCUGCCCAGCGCCCUCAAGGCCUACGUCGACGCGGCUGAGCUUACCCGCUUCGACCUCGGCAACGACGGGAAGCAGGACCAGCUGCGGUACAACCUCACCGUGGCCGUCAGCAUCCGCAACCCGAACCGGGACCAGGCCGUCCUGUACCGGCGGCUGGAGGCGGUGGCGCUCUACGGCGGCGAGAGGUUCGGGUACGUGGACUUCCCGCGGAUGCGGCAGGGGCGCAAGAGCACGAUGGUGAUCCGCCCGAGCUUCCGCGGCCAGGGCGUCCUCACCGGCGCGUCGGCGGCGACGGCGUUCAGGAGGGACAAGGAGCGAGGGUUCUUCAACAUCAUCGUGAAGCUCCACACGAGGGUGCGGCUGAAGGCGAUGAUCUUCGUGGACAGCGUCGAGUACAGGCCGGACAUGGACUGCUACAUCAGGGUGCCCGACCCGAGCAACGCGACGGCGGUGGCGCUGGGGUUCACGGCGACGCGGUGCCAUGUGGACGGCUUCUUGUGAUGAACCGGACCCUGCAGGCUGCAGCAUUGCAU
Molecule: messenger RNA, 812 nt
Organism: Oryza brachyantha (malo sina)
Lineage: Eukaryota; Viridiplantae; Streptophyta; Magnoliopsida; Poales; Poaceae
Product: NDR1/HIN1-like protein 10
Exons: 1
Coding region: 61-780 (239 amino acids)
Biological process (GO): defense response to other organism
Source: RefSeq, a predicted model, not a curated record